CGCUUCGACAUCGACAGAGACUGGAGCGACAUUUAAAGAGGCAGCCGAAGCUCGAAGGUCUGGCUUCUUCUUGCAGAAGGACUCUGAGCCUUCGUUGGCCGGGGGAGGAAAAGGCGGGCACGCCGCGGAGCAGCACUAAGAAAUUGAAUGCUUUCCUUGUUCUUGUUUCUUCGAGAGAAUAUGUGCUGACUUCAUCCGGUGCUCUGUUUAACACUUCACCUCUGGAAAAAGUGUAAGGGAGGCAUAAAAAGGCAAAGGGCAUGGAGAGUAAAAAACUGAUUUCUGCUACAGACAUUCAAUACUCUUCAAAUCUGCUGAACUCCUUGAAUGAACAGCGUGGCCAUGGACUCUUCUGUGAUGUUACUGUUAUUGUGGAAGACCGGAAAUUCCGGGCCCAUAAGAACAUCCUUUCAGCCUCCAGUACAUACUUCCAUCAACUCUUCUCAGUCGCUGGGCAAGUUGUUGAACUGAGUUUUAUAAGAGCUGAGAUUUUUGCAGAAAUUCUGAAUUAUAUGUACAGCUCUAAAAUUGUCCGUGUUCGAGCAGAUUUGCUUGACGAGUUAAUUAAAUCGGGGCAGUUACUAGGAGUGAAAUUUAUAGCAGAGCUUGGUGUCCCACUGUCACAGGUUAAAAACAUAUCAGCACAGGAUGGUUCUGCUGAGACCCUGCCUCCUGGUUCUAAUGACAAAAGCCUUGAUAUAGAAAAGUCAAAGGAUGAAACCCAAGAUAAUGGGGCUACGGUAAUGCCCAUUAUAACAGAGUCUUUUUCAUUAUCUGCUGAAGAUUAUGAAAUGAAAAAGAUCAUUGUUACUGAUUCUGAUGAUGAUGAUGAUGAUGUCAUUUUCUGCUCUGAGAUUUUGCCUGCAAAGGAAGAUUUUCCAAGCAACAACACAGUGACACAGGUCCAGCCUAACCCAGCCCCUGUUGCUAUUUCAGAAGUGACACCUUGUGCUAGCAAUAACUCCCCCACUUUAGCAAGCAUCACACCUACUCAGAAGCUCCUCACUCCUGUGAAUCAGGCAACUCUUAGCCAGACACAAGGAAAUGAAGAACUGUUGGUGUCUUCAGCUUCAACACGCCUGACUCCAAACAUUAUUUUGUUAAAUCAGGCUCCACUUCCUGCACCAGCAAGUGUCAGUUCUGCACUUCCAAAUCAUAUGUCCUCGUCAAUCAGUUUACUUGUGCAGAACCAGCAAACAACAAACAGUGCUGUUUUGACAGGAAACAAGGCCAAUGAAGAGGAAGAGGAAGAGAUUAUAGAUGAUGACGAUGUCACUAUUAGCUCUAGUCCAGACUCAGCAGUUAGUAAUACAUCUUUGGUUCCACAAGCUGAUACCUCCAAAAGUACCACUUUUGAUGGAUCAUUGACACAGAAGAUACAGAUUCCUAUACUUCUUCAAGAGCCACCUUCCAAUUCUAUAAAAAUUUCAGAUGUGAUCACAACAAACACUAAUGAUCCAGGUUUAGGAUCAAAACAUGUAAUGGAGGGUCAGAAGAUCAUUACGUUAGAUACGGCUACUGAGAUUGAAGGCUUAUCAACUGGUUGUAAGGUUUAUGCAAAUAUUGGUGAAGAUACUUAUGACAUAGUGAUCCCUGUCAAAGAUGACCCUGAUAAAGGGGAGACCAAACUUGAGAAUGAGCUACCAAAAACAUCUGGCAGUGAGCCAGCAAACAAGCGUAUGAAAGUAAAACAUGAUGAUCACUAUGAGUUAAUAGUAGACGGAAAGGUCUAUUAUAUCUGCAUUGUAUGCAAAAGGUCAUAUGUCUGUCUUACAAGCUUGCGAAGACAUUUUAACAUUCAUUCUUGGGAGAAAAAGUAUCCAUGCCGUUACUGUGAGAAGGUAUUUCCUCUUGCAGAAUAUCGUACAAAGCAUGAAAUUCAUCACACAGGGGAGCGAAGGUAUCAGUGUUUAGCAUGUGGCAAAUCUUUCAUCAACUAUCAGUUUAUGUCUUCACACAUAAAGUCGGUUCAUAGUCAAGAUCCUUCUGGGGACUCAAAGCUUUAUCGCUUACAUCCAUGCAAGUCUUUACAGAUCAGACAGUAUGCAUACCUUUCUGAUAGGUCAAGACCUGUCAUGAAGGAUGAUGCUAAUGGGUAUAAGGCUGAUGCUGGAAAAGAGCCUCCAGUAGGGACCACAUCUACCCCUCAAAACAAGCCAAUGACCUGGGAAGAUAUUUUUAUUCAGCAAGAAAAUGAUUCCAUGUUUAAGCAGAAUGUAACCGAUGGCAGUACUGAGUUUGAAUUUAUAAUACCAGAAUCUUAUUGAACUCUUGAAAUAUCAGGAACUUUGGGUUGAAUUAAGGGGCAGGGAUUUCAGAAGACCUUUUAAACAAGUCAAGGUGAAGUUAUAUUAAUUUGAUCUGCCACUUCAUCUGAAAGUAGUCUAGUUGCAUUGUUAAUUUUUAGAAACAGUUUUUUCCCUGAAAGUUUGAUUAGAGAUUGAACACCUCCUGAAGUAUAUGUAUAGUUUAGCUUUCAGCACAUUUUAAAGAGAUACAUUUUUGAAGGUCCAGGGAGAUAGUUUUCUUAAUAGAAUUUGAAGCAGUCUAAAUGUUCUUUGAGAAUUACUGAAGUUACUAAUAUACCCUAGUGCAGCUUAUAACGUUCCCCUUCCAUGUUAGCACUUUACUGCUGAUUUUUCAAGUCUCUUAAUGUUAAGGCUAAGUGUGUUGUAUCUUGUAUGUGGCAUAAAAGGUAAUAAACUUCCAAAAAUUGUUCUAAUAAAUUUCAGAAUAAGCCCUCACUUGGUGGUUUAUUCUGUUAGUCCAAAUGGAGAUCAGCCUCCUUCCUCCCUCCCACCGUAAAAGAGCCGUGCAGACAAGUCUCUCCUAUGAAGAACAGGUUCGUUUUAGCUACCUUGGAUUAGCCAUUGCUUUUAUUGUCAUAGGCUGAAAACAAUUGGACAGCAAGGCCACUGUAUACCUAUAUAUUGUGUUCUCUGGGCAAAAAAAGAGCUAGCAGACAUGCAUAUAGUACAAACAGGAAGUUAUUUUGUGCUUAUCGUUACUCUUUGUCUUUGAUAUGAUAGCAGCAUUGGAGUUGAAUAGAGAUUUCCUUUUUUAAAUCAUGAUUUUAAAAUGUUCCUACAAAAUGUUGUGAAUUUAUUAUCUGAAAGCCACCAAAUGCAUCUUUAUAUGUAAUGCUAGUAUAUAUUGCAAUUCCAUAGAUGAGACUCAUGUAUUUUGGGUGAGAAGCUGCUGGCAUACAUUUUUAAAUGCUCAUGUUAGAAUCCCCAGUAGGAAGUUUUCAUUUUAAGCAGUUUAAAUGGGCAAUCCAGCAUUGUCCUUUCAACAAGAUCUUUCAGGUUUUUUUUUAACCCCUUAAACAAAGUUCUAAUCUAUUUACAAACUGCUGCUGUACUGUAGCAGAAACUACAUGUGGAAUACUGAAGGCAUGUUGGUUCCUGUUUAUUUUGACGAUAAUACCAGCUUUCUUUUAAGAUGGCACAUAUUUAAACACUUAGAAGAAUUUUAAAUUUACCCAAGAGGUAGUAAUAAAAGAAAGCAGGUUGGAACAGGUGUAUAGCUUAGCAUUUAUAACAAAUUUAACACAAUUCUGUAUAAAUUGAACAUAAUUUUUUGCAAUGGAAAAAUAGUAAAUACUGAAAUUGGUUGUUGUUGCAUAGUUAUUAGUCAUUUGUGACCUUGCUUGUAUAUUUCCUAGUUCAGCAUAGGUAUUUUCAUCCUCCUUUGUAUUUUUUUUAAUUUUCUAUUCCUUGACUUUGAACUUAAAGCUUUAAUCAUCCUUUCUCAUGUACAGGUUAUCCUUCUGGUGGUAAACUAGGUGUGAAGAGAAAAGUUUUAAGUGUUUUUUUAAGUUGGUAGCUGAGGGUAUCAUGAAUCAGUAUUUGCAAUAAUACAGAGAAAAAGGAUAGCCCCCACUUACUAAGAAGUAGAGCACUGUAAAUUGAUGUUUUCUUUCUGGUCAGCUUGGGCCUUCAAAUCACAAACUAACUCCUAGAAAACUUAAAAUCACCUCAUAACUCAAGACUCUAAUCUUUGAUCACAAUAUAUCCAUUUCCUUUCUCUGUAGAUAUUGAUGCACUGCUUUUGACUAUUCACAUAUGUUCUCAGUUUCAUGAAUACAGUUUCAGCAGUUAGACAUAAUUACUUCUACAACUGUGAGCCAUAGUGAUAUUUCCAUUUCAACUGCUAUAUAACUUAGUUUGUUACAAUGAAACUUGCUAGUUCCUACAAGCCUGUUAUGAAGGACUGGAAGUUCUAUAAUGGAAAAGUCUACACUGCCGUUGUGUUCUGUAAAUUUCAAAUAAGAACUUUUAAAUUUUGUGCCUACUGAAAGUAGCUUCUGGAGUUUACAGGGAGGAGGAGAACUAGUAAGUUAAUUAGUAAUUUUGCCAGGAAGACUCUUACUUAAACAUGUUUUGGGUCUUUUGUUGUUGUUGUUGUUGUUUCUCCAGGCAGGGGAGUUUCUCUGUGUAGCCUUGGCUGCCUUGGACUCACUCUGUAGACCAGGCUGGCCUCAAACUCACAAGAGAUCUGCCUGCCUCUGCCUUCCCUGAGUGCUGGGAUUAAAGGUGCGUGCCACCACACCCCACAAGGGGGGUUCUUUUUUGAAAAAAAAUAAAUAAAUUUUCAUAUCCGAAGUUCAAAGUUUUUGUGGGAUACUUCUUUAGACAAAAACUCUUUACUUCUAGCCAGUAUUGGAUUGGAAAUUCUAGCAAGAAGCUGUUUAUAACCUACUGUGAAGAUUUUUUUUUUACUUAGCUUUUUGACUACUGAAUUUUCUAUUUUUUUUUCAAGUUGGCUUCGAUUUUCUCAAAUGCUAAACUAUUCUUAGCUAUUCUGAGUAGAUGCUAUUUGAUUCUAAAUAGUUUAAAGUAAAUUUGUUUAAAGAACAAACUAACAUUUUUAAAAGGCUAUAGUACUCUUACAAGAUUAAGAUAUUUUAUUAUUUUGGUGCUCACUAUCCUCCACACAGUCAUCAAAGAAUUUGUUCCAUUGGACUAAAAGGAUUUUAAAAAAUGAACCCUGAUCUAGGCAUUUAACAGUGUUAUAGUAUGUGUAUUUUGAGGAAUGUAAAUUCCACAGCAAUGGCUUCCUUACCUCUGUUAGUCAUCUGAAACCUUGUUCAUUUCCCCAACUGUAAUUUUCUUAUUUGUACAAUCUUCCUUAUCAUGACAUGAGUUCUGCUUUUUAUUAACAAUUGCCUGGUGUUAGUUCAUAGAUUUUCUUAUGACAAAAUAAAAGGUAUUCAUUCUAA
This is a messenger RNA of Meriones unguiculatus (Mongolian gerbil), 5221 nucleotides long. It is a transcript of the gene Zbtb33, whose product is annotated as zinc finger and BTB domain containing 33. Gene Ontology annotation, cellular component: nucleus. The coding region runs from base 261 to 2267 and encodes 668 amino acids. Gene Ontology annotation, molecular function: DNA-binding transcription factor activity, RNA polymerase II-specific; protein binding; RNA polymerase II cis-regulatory region sequence-specific DNA binding. NCBI's taxonomy places the organism in Eukaryota, Metazoa, Chordata, Mammalia, Rodentia, Muridae. Gene Ontology annotation, biological process: regulation of transcription by RNA polymerase II. The transcript has 3 exons. The record is from RefSeq and is a predicted model, not a curated record.